Saccharomyces kudriavzevii IFO 1802 is the source of this 573-nucleotide messenger RNA. It is a transcript of the gene EMC4, whose product is annotated as chaperone EMC4. Gene Ontology annotation, cellular component: EMC complex. Lineage: Eukaryota; Fungi; Ascomycota; Saccharomycetes; Saccharomycetales; Saccharomycetaceae. Gene Ontology annotation, biological process: protein folding in endoplasmic reticulum. The coding region runs from base 1 to 573 and encodes 190 amino acids. The transcript has a single exon. The record is from RefSeq and is a predicted model, not a curated record.
AUGAGUCAACAGGAACCAUAUGAAUGGGCUAAACGUCUAUUGGACACCAAAUAUAUUGAAAAAUACAGCAUUCAAAAUUCAAACACAUUACCUUCGCCACCAGGAUUUGAAGGCGGUGCUUCCAAAGGGAAUAUUUCAAAGAAACAACAAGAUGCUGUCUCGCAAACCACUACUGUAGCUCGAAAGAACCAAAUAACAACAUUGCAAGUACAGAAAGCAUGGCAAAUUGCUUUACAACCAGCCAAAUCUAUUCCAAUGAAUAUUUUCAUGUCAUAUAUGUCUGGUACAUCUUUACAAAUCAUCCCCAUAAUGACCGCCCUUAUGUUACUUUCCGGGCCCAUCAAGGCCAUUUUAUCGACCAGAAGUGCAUUCAAACCAGUAUCAGGCAACAAAGAGACUCAAAGUCAAGUGCAAACUGCAAUGUUCAUGUUUAUCGCUUUCCAGGGUGUUUUAAUGUACAUCGGUUACAGGAAAUUGAAUUCUAUGGGACUCAUCCCCAAUGCUAAAAGCGACUGGCUACCUUGGGAAAAAGUUGUUCAUUACAAUCAUGGAUCACAAUGGUUUUCCGAUUGA